Hibiscus syriacus is the source of this 656-nucleotide messenger RNA. Its product is annotated as cilia- and flagella-associated protein 20-like. The coding region runs from base 36 to 626 and encodes 196 amino acids. The record is from RefSeq and is a predicted model, not a curated record. The transcript has 4 exons. Lineage: Eukaryota; Viridiplantae; Streptophyta; Magnoliopsida; Malvales; Malvaceae.
AAAGGCAAAGAAAAAAAAACCCUUCGAUUUUGAACAUGUUCAAUAACACUUUUCAAUCUGGGUUUCUUUCAAUCUUAUACAGCCUAGGGAGCAAACCUCUUCAGAUCUGGGAUAAAGAAGUUGAAAAUGGGCAUGUUAAACGAACUCAUGAUGACGACAUUCAAUCGAAUGUAUUGGAAAUAAUUGGAUCAAAUAUUCAUUCCACGUUUAUCACUUGCCCAGCUGACCCUUCUGCAACGCUUGGUAUUAAACUUCCAUUCUUGGUUAUGAUUGUUAAAAACUUGAAGAAAUAUUUCUCUGUGGAGAUUCAAGUUCUUGAUGAUAAGAACAUCCGUGCUUCUAAAUUUCAAGCUGUCACUCGAGUAAAGCCAUGUAUAUGUACCAUGCCACUGAGAUUGGAAGAGGGGUGGAAACAAAUUCAGUUGAAUCUGGCUGAUUAUACACGAAGGGCCUAUGGAACUAAUUAUAUUGAGACCCUGCGUGUUCAGGUACAUGCAAAUUGCCGACUACGUAGGAUAUAUUUCUCCGAUCACUUGUACUCAGAAGAGGAGCUACCACCAGAAUUCAAGCUAUACCUCCCAGUUCAGGUAAGAACAAAAUGUAAUUUCAUCAACUUGGAAGGUUAGGCUCAUUCACAUUUAUUCGGUAUCUUUAGU